Messenger RNA from Thecamonas trahens ATCC 50062, 1354 nucleotides. RefSeq lists its product as uncharacterized. Gene Ontology annotation, molecular function: protein binding. The record is from RefSeq and is a predicted model, not a curated record. The transcript has 2 exons. The coding region runs from base 1 to 1272 and encodes 423 amino acids. NCBI's taxonomy places the organism in Eukaryota, Apusomonadida, Apusomonadidae.
AUGCUCGACAAACUUCCCACCGAGAUUAUUCACCUGCAGCUACGGCCGGAAGCUACUGCGGGCUUUGCCGCGUGUGUGUGGCGACAGAGCUGGGGCGGUGCUGCGGUGGCUCUCCAGCAAUCGCGCGAGCGUGCAGGUGCCGCCGAUCGCGAUCUCGUCCAGAUCUUCGUCGCCGCCCGGCCCGGCUCCGCAGCCUGGCGUAAGAUCGUAGCCGUCCUCAUGAAGCGCGGCGUUGUGGUACGCGAGGGCCUCGGCCGGCGAGCGCUGGCUCGUGGCCCGCUCGCUAUGCCGGUCUUGGCUAUAUUGUAUGGUUUGCCGAGUGUGGCUGUCGAUCUGCUGCCUGCCGUGGAGGAUGCAGCAGAGCGGGCGACGUGCCUUGUUGCCGCGGCCCAGUCUGGUCAUCGCGAGCUGGUGGAGCUGUUGGCACGCGAAGAAAUGGGCGACAGCGUCAUGGAAGAGGCUGUCAAGUGUGCGGCUUGUGCGGGCCAUGCCGAGCUGGUGGCGUGGAUGGUCCGAUCGUUUGAGAUCCCGGCGCAGCACCUGCUGGUCCAGGCACUCAAGGAGGCGGUGGCCAACAACGAGACCAAAGUCGCCGCCGCACUGCUCGCUCAUCCUGAUUUGUCUCCGUCGAUCGAGCAAAACACGCUGGUCAUCACAGCUGCGAAGAGCGGACAUGCGAACAUGGUCAAGAUGCUACUCAGUUCUCCGGGCGCAUCGUAUCUCUCUGUCGGCCGCAUCUUCCUUGACGCGAUGGAUGCCGGCGACAUCGACAUGGUUCGUGCUCUGAUUGAUGCCGGCGCGGCGAGCUGUGUCGAUUUGGACCGCGCCGACGAGCUGCUUGUCGACGCGUGCGCUGCAGGCAGAGCAGACAUGAUCGAGCUCGUCCUUGCCAACCUCCAGUUAGAUCCCAACAUCACCUACCACAGCUGCUACUAUCCGUACGUAGUUCACUUUGAGACGUACUACGCCGCGAUCAGGCAUGGCCAUGCGGAUGUUGUCCGCCUCCUCCUCGCCCAUCCCAGUGCCGACAUCACUGCCGAUCGCACAUCGCUUAUCCAGCGCGCCGAAGCCGAGGGCCACCCAGAGAUAGCGCGGCUCCUGGCCUCGCAUCGACCCCGCCGUCCGCUCCGGAACGCUGCGUCGACAAGCAGCGGGAGAUCUCCUCAGAUCAAGCCAGCAGGAGCAAAACCAUCGCAGGAUCGGCCGCCAAAGAGCCGCAAGAAGCGCGUGCGCAAGUGGAAGAAGAAGCGCGACAAGGACACCAUCCAGUGAUGAUCACAGGCUACGACGCACCAGCACUGCCGAACCGGAACCAUCUUGCCUCAGCGUACAUCAAAGUCACGGCAUGUGCAAU